This is a messenger RNA of Peromyscus leucopus (white-footed mouse), 885 nucleotides long. It is a transcript of the gene Ppp1r2c, whose product is annotated as PPP1R2C family member C. Gene Ontology annotation, molecular function: protein phosphatase inhibitor activity. The record is from RefSeq and is a predicted model, not a curated record. Gene Ontology annotation, biological process: regulation of signal transduction. Lineage: Eukaryota; Metazoa; Chordata; Mammalia; Rodentia; Cricetidae. Bases 101 to 652 code for a protein of 183 amino acids. The transcript has a single exon.
AGAACCUAUCCGCCAGACAGAUCUAGCUCCUGCUUGAGUGCGGAGUGCGGACAAGUGGCUGCGUCGGCCCAAUUCUAACUUGGCCCUCAGCUUCCCAGUCAUGGCAACCUCCACCACCUCACACCGGCCCAUCAAGGGGAUACUCAAAAACAAGAGUUCAACAUCUUCGGUGGAGGAUUCCACCCAACCAUCAGGAAGACCUGGCGCUCAAGAGUUGCAACGUAAGAAAUCGCAGAAGUGGGACGAAUCCAACAUACUAGCAACCCACUAUCCAUCCUACAAAGACUAUGACUUAAUGAAAACGAAUGAGCCCGGCAAUCCCUACGCCAGUGUGCCACAUGACGGAGAAGACAACACGAGUGAAGUUCAAGGAAAGGAAGCCAUGACCACUGCUGAUACCUUAGCGAAGAAGCUCGCAGCCAGUGACACCUUUGGGACCAGCUAUCAGGGUGAGGAGCAAGAAAGCAGCAGUGCGCAUAGCAGCAAAUUCUUCCUGGACAAACAAGAGCGACAACGGCAAUUUGAGUUGAAAAGAAAGUUACAUUACAACGAAGGACUGAACAUCAAAUUGGCCAGACAACUCAUAUUGGAGGAGCUCCAGUCUGAAGUAGAAGAAGAUGAUAUCCAACCACAUCUCCAUUCAAGUUUUUGAAGAAAAGACUACUACAGAAGAAGCUCCAACAAUUUAACAUCUAGAAAUUCCAUCAUAAACGCGUAUAACAUCUGCGGUUGCCGCUGUCUUUGCCUAUCCAUCGCUGCUUCUUGCUUCUUAGAACCCAUGCUUUUAGUGUGACACUACUUGUCCGUGUAACUGUUUAAUUGUGUUUAAUGGUCUUUCAGGAAUUAAAUGGUAAUGUUAGAAAACAUUAAACUGGCUGAAAUGUC